Molecule: messenger RNA, 1407 nt
Organism: Aureobasidium melanogenum CBS 110374
Lineage: Eukaryota; Fungi; Ascomycota; Dothideomycetes; Dothideales; Saccotheciaceae
Exons: 1
Coding region: 1-1407 (468 amino acids)
Source: RefSeq, a predicted model, not a curated record
AUGGCGGUGUUAAUCUCAGCAGGCCCCAGAAUACAACUCAUAGCCGGACUAUUGCUUACAACAAUUCCACUUUGGCUCUUGGCCUGGCACUUUCGGGUGCGAAACCCUCUCUUCGUCAGCCAUCAGAUCCCGAUACACAAUGCGUGGACCGUGAAUCGCGAGACAUUCAUUCAGGAGUGGAUGGAGAACCAGAUCGGCAAUCCACCCAAUCGUUCAGCUCUCGCUCUACUCUGUCGUAGACCUAACAUCAAAUGGCGACCGGACGUCGUUAUGGAUCUAGAUGAUGCCAAUGGCGGCAUUGGCAAUGUUCGAGGCAACAUCUUCGACUUUCUCGGCUUGGCCAUCUUGACCGGAUCGUCAAUCAUGCUACCUAGUUUUCAAGCGCGGUCAGCCGCAGACUUGAGCGCUCUUUGGAAUGGCAAGAUACCUUUCAACACUUUCUUCGACACCGAUCACUUCGUAGCCACAUUUGCAGCAGCAUGCCCGAAGAUGGAUAUCUACAUGCCAUCAAAGGACCAUUCUCUGGUUCCUCCCUUACAGAAUCGAUACGGCAUGCCCAGCAUGCGACUGGACCAACAUCCCGAGACUCUUGACACACCCACACCAAACACGCCAAAAGGGGUGGUGGAAAAUUUCAACCACUGGCUAUCUGUGCAGCCAGAUUAUGAUGCAAAGAAGACAUCUCUAGUCAGCGUUGGCCGCACCCUCUGGGAAGGGCUCGACACUCGCGCCCUACCUGCAGCCGUACGUAGAGAUUUCGGCGGCUCUCUUCGCCUGAUACCCGAAGUACGCAGACUGGCAGCUGUAGUAACGUACAAUCUUGCUCUCAAAUAUCAUCUUCACAGCAUCGACCCAGGCCUUUCGUAUUAUCCAUCGGCUUUCCUGGGCGCACAUCUACGUACCGAGAGCGACGCGGAAGCCGCUGGCUGGCUCGACGAUGAGAGAGCCGCCGCACAUGCAAACUUUACUGGUCAAACCGAUGCCUACCUUUCUCAAGCCGUCGAGCACGAUCUCUCAGUCAUAUACGUGGCCAGCGGCAAUGCUUCUGAAAUAUCCCGCUUCGCAGAAAAAGCAUGGCAUCUUCACUCUUUCAACGUCACAUCAAAGUCUGACCUGCUAUCUGGCUCUGACCUCGAGGCUCUCAACAAUCUCACAUGGGACCAACAAGGGCUUGUUGAUUACGAAGUGCUUAGACGAAGUUCGAGUAUGGCGGGUUUCGCGAAGAGUAGUUUUGCUUUCAAUAUCGCAAUCACGAGAAACGAGUUUGUCGAUGUCAAUCAGGAAGUGUUGUGGUUGAGGCCGGAGCAUCUGAAGAAAGAGGAUGUGGCGUUUGAGGAUGGAUUGAGCAAGAUUUGGGGACGAUUUCCGUGGCAGGAGGAGAGGAUGUUGAGGGGUGCUUGGCCUUGA